This is a messenger RNA of Sporisorium graminicola, 684 nucleotides long. RefSeq lists its product as uncharacterized. The coding region runs from base 1 to 684 and encodes 227 amino acids. The record is from RefSeq and is a predicted model, not a curated record. The transcript has a single exon. Lineage: Eukaryota; Fungi; Basidiomycota; Ustilaginomycetes; Ustilaginales; Ustilaginaceae.
AUGGCAAGAGUGACCGACACGGCGCUCAUCCUACCCAUCAGCGAUCUCGACCUUUCACGCGACGAGAACCGCAAACUUCGAGUGGCAGGUCAUGUUACGGCCAUCUCUCCCACGGAUGCCUCUCUGAUCGUUCUGACGGAUCCCUUCCCCGUCGAUGCAAAGCGUGGUGGCAUAUCAAUUCUCGUCGAUCUCAGCCUGUGUACCGAUCAGACCGGCGACAGCGGGCAGGGUGGAGCAUGGAGCAAGAAGUGCCCGCAACAGGUGCCUCCCGAACUCAAAUCUACCAUCAUGGUCAUAGGGCAUUUGACUAGAUUCACUCGGCCGCUCGACCUAGCUUUCCUGUCUAGUCCCGAGAUGUUUGAGUGCGCUGACGUACAAAUGCGCAGCGCGGUGUCGAUGGAGGGCAGAUCGCUGCCGAAUAGAUACUUUGUGCUCGAAGCGAUGCUGGUAAAGCCAUUGGAUCACACGUUUAACUUGCAGCUGUGGAACCAGGCCGCGAGGAUGCGGUCAGAUCAUCAGUGGAAGAUGCAUCAGCUGGAGUCGGCGGAACAACAACAACAGCAGCAGCAGCAGCAGCAGCAGCAGCAGCAGCAGCAGCAGCCACAGGAACAGGGAGCUGAUCACUCUGCCCCGGCUGCAGGCAUAGAUAGAAAAGGCAAGCGCAAAGCCAUUGUCAUCGAUUGA